CUGGGAAGACGCCAUUGCCCCCGUCUCCUAGCAACCGGCGGGGGCCGUGGCGGGGCUCCUGGGACCCGCCGGCUCGGCUCCGCUAUGGAUGAGACCGAUGAAAUCCUAAGGAGGAUUCGUGGCCAAAGAGGGGUUAUUGGAAUUAUAGUUAUGGAUGCCCACGGCAUUCCAUUGAAAACAACCCUAAGUAGCUAUUCAUCAGUUCAGUAUGCAGGGUACCUUCAGCCGCUCACACAGAUAGCGCACAGCACAGUGAGAGAGAUCGAUCCCGAGGAUGCCCUGACUUUUCUUAGAAUUAGAACCCAGCAAUACGAAAUCAUCGUGACCCCAGAUAGGGGAAAUCAUCUAGUUGUUUUGCAGAAUCCAAAUGGAUAGACCUUCUGCUGGAUUAGAUCUUGCAUGAAUGAAACCGUACUUUAAAAAAUGCUCAAUCUUUCAUUGUUCCUUCCUGAAUUUACCAAUAUAUUCGGCCUGUCUUCACCAAAACUGUUUCUAGCACAGUUACUUAGUUUUUGUUUCUCAUUAUAUUUUCAAAGUGUGCUCUGGCAAGAUGUAA
This is a messenger RNA of Tachyglossus aculeatus (Australian echidna), 556 nucleotides long. RefSeq names its product dynein light chain roadblock-type 2 (gene DYNLRB2). Gene Ontology annotation, cellular component: cytoplasm; centrosome; cytoplasmic dynein complex. Gene Ontology annotation, biological process: microtubule-based movement. The transcript has 4 exons. Lineage: Eukaryota; Metazoa; Chordata; Mammalia; Monotremata; Tachyglossidae. Gene Ontology annotation, molecular function: dynein intermediate chain binding. Bases 85 to 375 code for a protein of 96 amino acids. The record is from RefSeq and is a predicted model, not a curated record.